Messenger RNA from Brassica rapa (field mustard), 1213 nucleotides. Its product is annotated as PRA1 family protein C. NCBI's taxonomy places the organism in Eukaryota, Viridiplantae, Streptophyta, Magnoliopsida, Brassicales, Brassicaceae. Gene Ontology annotation, cellular component: Golgi apparatus; endoplasmic reticulum. Gene Ontology annotation, biological process: vesicle-mediated transport. The record is from RefSeq and is a predicted model, not a curated record.
UUGGUUAUAUUCUCCGUUUCUCUCUUCUCGUCUUAUUUUGCCGUUUGUGAAAGAACAUGACAACGUAUGGCACUAUACCAUCCCAAGCAAAUGCCUCCUCGAACCAGAACAUGUUGGGACGAGCAAAAGGGUUGAUCUCGUUAGGCCUUAGCUCUCGGAGACCAUGGCUUGAACUUGUCCAGUGGAGCUCCCUUAGCCUUCCUACCUCAUUCACUGUUGCCACAGAACGAAUCAAAACCAACAUCAUGAUCUUCCGAACCAAUUAUCUUGUCAUCUUCUUUGUUGCUAUCUUCAUCAGCAUGCUUUGGCAGCCUGUCCACCUCUCAGUCUUCGUUGUCUUGAUCAUCGCAUGGCUAUAUGUCUACUCUCGGGAUAACGAACCACUGGUGAUAUUUGGCAGUGUGAUCGAUGACUCUGCUUUGGUGCUGACUUUGUUGGUCCUCACGCUCUGUAUUAUUCUAUUAACCAACGUAACCGGUGGUAUUCUGCUCGGGGUUUUGGCUGGUUUGCCCGUUGUUCUAGUUCAUGGCAUCUGUAGGAAUACAGAGUCAUUGUUCGUCUUGGAAGAUGAUGAAGAGAAAGUAGCCACAAUGAGCGUAGCAUCCUCCUCGCUUUCUUCUUCCUCUUUAACAAAAUGAAACAUUAUGUUUAUGUAAUGAUACAAGUUUCAGACCUUAGUGACACCAUAUUUAGCUAGUCUCUAGGUACUACCAUAUUUUCUAAAAAUUUGCUUGUGGGCGUAAUAAAUAUUCUCUUCUUCUCUGAAUGCAAAUAGUAUGAUAGAUAAAACUUUGGAGAUCUUUGCAAUUCCAGUAUAGAAUACUUGUUUUAAUAAAUCCAGAUAAAAGUAGUUUCAUGUAUUUUAUGUAUAUAGUCAAAUUGUAUACAUCAAUCUUUUACUCUUUUUCUUUGAAAUUGCACACUUACUGGUACCAUUAAAAUCACUGCAGUGGCAGUACCAUUAAUUAAAAGGUAUGACUAUUUAUUAUAUGAACCCAAUAAGAAAAUAAACAUUAUAUAUCUUAUAUAUUAAUACAGAAGUCACAACUUUGAUUCAUGUGUAAUUUUUAAAAAAAUAGAUCUAAUGGAUCUAUUCCUAGAAAGUCAUGUUAAAUUUAAUAUAUAAUUUUAUCAUUUAAAUUUUGGGCCUACCGAAAAUUUUUAUUGGGCUAUCAAUAAUUAGAUUUAAACAAUAGAUUAUCUAUUAGAUUUA